Molecule: messenger RNA, 1455 nt
Organism: Drosophila novamexicana
Lineage: Eukaryota; Metazoa; Arthropoda; Insecta; Diptera; Drosophilidae
Product: obg-like ATPase 1
Exons: 6
Coding region: 114-1307 (397 amino acids)
Cellular component (GO): cytoplasm
Molecular function (GO): ATP hydrolysis activity; ATP binding; GTP binding
Source: RefSeq, a predicted model, not a curated record
AACGAGGUAGUCCCAGUCAGCAGCCGUGCUACAACUUCAUUUUAUUGUGACCGGCACCAGCACUUAAUCCAGGGCGAACAGCAGGGUAUAGCUUACAACAACAAACAGUCAAUAUGCCACCUAAGAAGCACGAUGAACCUGAACGCAAGCCAUUGAUCGGACGCAUUGGCACUAACCUGCGCAUCGGCAUUGUUGGCGUGCCCAACGUUGGCAAGUCAACGUUCUUUAACGUGCUGACCCAAAGCGCCGCUCCAGCUGAGAAUUUCCCCUUCUGCACCAUUAAGCCCAAUGAGAGUCGGGUGAUCGUGCCCGACGAGCGCUUCGACUACCUUGUGGAGUUUCACAAGCCAGCCAGUGUUGUGCCCGCUUAUCUAAAUGUGGUAGAUAUUGCUGGACUGGUCAAGGGCGCCGCCGAGGGACAGGGUUUGGGUAAUGACUUUCUUUCGCACAUCAGUGCUUGUGACGCCAUUUUCCAUUUGUGCCGCGCCUUUGAGGAUCCGGACGUGACGCAUGUAGAGGGAGAGGUUGAUCCUGUGCGCGAUUUGGAAAUCAUUUCUGAGGAACUUCGUCUGAAGGAUGAAGAAAAACUGCUGCAGAGCCUUGACAAGUUGGAGAAGGUUGUAGCUCGAGGUGGCGACAAAAAGCUUAAGCCCGAAUAUGACUCCAUGCUGAAAAUCAAGGACAUAUUGAUUGAUCAGAAGCGUCAUUUGCGCUUUGAGGACUGGAAUGCGCACGAUAUUGAAACUUUGAACAAAUAUUUGUUUUUGACCUCCAAGCCAGCCAUUUAUCUGGUCAACCUUUCCGACAAAGAUUUUAUCCGCAAAAAAAACAAAUGGCUGCCCAAGAUUAAGGAUUGGAUUGAUAAGAACGACCCGGGCGCGUUACUGAUACCCUUCUCAGGUGCAUUCGAGCUGCAGCUUAGUGAAAAGGAUGAUUUAGAGCGCAAGGCCUACGAAGAGGAGACCAAAUGCAAAAGUCAGCUGGACAAGAUCAUUAUUACUGGUUACAAGGCCUUGCAGCUGGAAUAUUUCUUUACUGCCGGCCCCGAUGAGGUCAAGGCUUGGACGGUCCAAAAGGGCACAAAGGCGCCACAGGCCGCUGGACGUAUACACACUGAUUUUGAGAAGGGCUUCAUUAUGGCCGAAGUGAUGCACUUCGAAGAUUUUAAAGCGGAGGGCAGUGAGGUAGCUGCUAAGGCGGCCGGCAAAUAUCGCCAGCAAGGGCGCAACUAUACCGUGGAAGACGGCGAUAUAAUUUUCUUCAAAUUCAACGCCGGCGCUGGUCUUAAGGAUGCCAAGAAAAAAUGAUAUCGUAUGGCCACUUAGAUAAUCAUGUUGACUAUCUCGUACAUUUAAUUUUAUAUUCACAACUGUUUGCUUUUCCUGAUGCCAGAUGCCCGUUUCACAUACAUACAUGUCCCAAGUAAAAAUGCAUUUGAUUUUUGUAUGACAAAAA